Messenger RNA from Pomacea canaliculata, 2912 nucleotides. RefSeq names its product putative G-protein coupled receptor F59B2.13. NCBI's taxonomy places the organism in Eukaryota, Metazoa, Mollusca, Gastropoda, Architaenioglossa, Ampullariidae. Gene Ontology annotation, cellular component: plasma membrane. Gene Ontology annotation, biological process: G protein-coupled receptor signaling pathway. Gene Ontology annotation, molecular function: G protein-coupled receptor activity. Bases 362 to 1357 code for a protein of 331 amino acids. The record is from RefSeq and is a predicted model, not a curated record. The transcript is spliced from 2 exons.
GAUGCUCUCUCCCACUCCUUCUCUCUCUCUCUUUGUGUGUGAGUGAGGGGGACGGGCUUGGCACAAGUUUUCUAGAGGGUUAAUAGCAUAAAGCUCGCGGUGCCGACGAGGGUAGGCGCACUGGUGGGCUCCGCCAGUUAAUGAGAGGAACAAGAAAGUCUGAGGCUUGAAGACUGAUGCUGGCAAAGGCUUGUUGCUGGAAGCUGUCAAAACGCACACAACCGUCAGAGGAGCGUGAGAUCAGACUCUCGAUGCUGACGCCCCUCUCCUCCUCUACACAGAACAAAGAAGAGAGACAACGCGUGGUUUGAUUUUAAUUGCAAAGUUUUCAGCAUUCUGCGUGAUUACAGCAACAGUGACUAUGAACAACACAAACGAUACUGAUUAUGAAUUCUACGAAAACUACGUGAAAACUUAUGAAAAGUACGUGACCAUUUAUUAUGUAUUUUACAAAGUGUACAUCUGGGUGCUGGUAGGUGUGGGUGUGCCUGGCAAUGUCGCCUGCAUCUUAGUAACCACGUCCAUGACCCUCACUACAGCCACAUUAUACAUGUCCUUGCUGGCCGUAGCUGACCUGUUGGCUCUGGUACUGAGGCUUAUAUCUCACCAGAUCGGCGUUUACAAAGUGCCAUUAAAUACCUUUGUUUGUAAAAUGGAUGUGUUUGUACAAUUAGUCAGCAACUACGCCAACUGGACUCUGGUGCUGGUGUGUUGCGAACGGUUUCUAUCCAUUCGCUUUCCUCUCAAGAAGAAAAUCUAUUUCACCAAGAAGAGAGCUAUUCUCAUCGCCGUGUUACUGGGGAUGAUACUGUGUUUGUGUUAUCUUUAUGCGUUCAUCCAAAGAGACCACAGAGAGAAGAGAUACUGUGUUUAUUCGCAGUCUUUUUAUGAUGUCGUCGAAACCUACUGGUACUGGAUUACAGCCUUCAUCUACAUUUUUCUGCCCUUCAUCCUCCUCCUUAUCUUUCCUUGCCUUAUCAUCGCCAGUCUCAGGCGACAACGAAAGGCACGAGAAGCCAUGGUAAGGACAACCCCGGACAAGUCAGGGGAGACAACGCAGACAAGAGUUGAGGUCGCCAUCUCUGUCAUGGUGGUGUGGGAUGCAAUCGUCGUCUUCGUCACCUACGCCCCGAUCUGCAUUUUGGAAAUUUAUAAACCAUUCGACAUAGUGAAUCUUGAUACAGUUCGCUCAACCUUUUCGAUGGCGAUGUCACGACAUAUAGCAAUAGCUUUAUCAGAAGCGAACUACGCUGUAGACUUUGUGAUAUACUUUUCUGCCUCCAAGAAGUUCCGUUCUCGUUUUAAAAAGCUGAUCCGAAAAUGUUUGACCUACAGGUGUAGAAGAGAUCAAGAGUAGCUAUGUAGACUAUUUGGACAUUCUAGGUAUCCUUUGUAUUUGAGGGAAACAUGAUGUUUAUAUCAGAUUUAUAAAAUGUGCAUUAUUGUCAUGUAAAUAUAGUAUUUCUGGCUUAAAGACUUCGUUGCAUAUUCCUCUUGAAGUCUUCAAUGUUCAGUCGUUAUAUUUAUUAGCAGCAUUUUGUUGAAGUAAUAUUUCACUGGACAUGCUAAACGUGGCUGACUGGGAUUGGGAGCUUUUAUAGUCUACUCAUCCAUGCAUCACUUAAAAAAUGCUUUUUCUAAGAUUGUUUAAUAUUGUGACUACCUGUACAUGUUGGGCUCAGACAUCACACUCUUUCGUUUUUUUUUUCUCGAGAGGAUUUUGCUGGCUUGUGUUAGUGUGUCACUGUUCUGUUAAGUUUUAAUUUCAUGCAACAAACAUUCAUCAACAUGACACAUGUCUGUUAUAAUAACCAAAAGUCAAAAUGCGAUAAUUUCUUUGAUGCCAUAAAAAAUAAUUUCUCUUUCUCACAUCGAAAGGAUUUUUGUUUUGAGAACACUUACGUACAUUGUCAUUAGCAAAGGCGGUUGUUUGAGUGUGUUACACCAGACAGUUUACUAGUAGCCUUGUCCAUCACUCUGUGACCGGAUCUUGUACCCAGGAUCACGUGAUUCAGUGGAUAUUAGCUCUGUUUGCUCGAUUUGCAGACUGGAAUUAGUGGAGACUGGUAUUAAUGACACUGCAUCUCCCGGUGUUGACUUCAGUUACUGAAAGAAAGACAAAUAAAAAUGAGAAAAAAGGUUACAUUUGUAAAAAUACUAGAAUAAUAUGUGUGUGUGUGUUCGCAAGUGCGUGCCCAUGUGUGUAUUAAGGGUGAGAGAAAAACAUUUACUCUAAUCUGGUUUAACAUUUACUGAUAAUAAGUUGAUAUAGUGACAAAGCUCUAGGAGUCGCAUUUCUAAUAAAUAGUAAACUGGCAUACCAAACAGUUUGAUUCAGUGUAAAUAUUUCUGGAACCUACUAUUUAAGUAAAUAAAUGUAAAACAUGUUUUUGUUGUUGUACUGUACACAGGUCGGCUUCCCACUUUCUCACUGUUAGCGGUUUAACUGAAGAAAGUUUUCUGUUAACAGCGAGGUCUCGCAAGAACCUUUUGGUAAUUUUUGGUCAUUCUUGUAAACAUUUGGAAACGUUUACGAAACAAUGUCAGUACCUUUGCAAUCAUUUUCUAGCUCAAAUUUCAAAUUUGCUUGAAAAAAGAAUUAUAUGAUUUUUUUUGGCAAUAUUGCGUGUGACAUUGGUGGUUGCUUAAGUUCUGCAUGUUUGAAAGAAUCCUCGUAAAAUACUUUCUCUGAUACCUUCUAAAUGAUGUUUAAUUCAGUUAUUAAUUUGCAUUCUGUAAGAAAAUAUCUUUGGUAAGUAUUUUUAUAAUGUAGAGGAUAUUUCAAUGUACACAUAUGCUGAUUGUAAUUUUUUCAUCAUGUGACAGGUUUUUCUAUCCAUGUCAUUGUUGACACUUGUCUUAUGUACUUCUUUACAAAUAACUUCAAUAAAUUCAACUUUAUUAUUGAUCGA